This is a messenger RNA of Apis florea (little honeybee), 1106 nucleotides long. RefSeq lists its product as uncharacterized. NCBI's taxonomy places the organism in Eukaryota, Metazoa, Arthropoda, Insecta, Hymenoptera, Apidae. The record is from RefSeq and is a predicted model, not a curated record.
UUAAAUAUAAAAGAAAGAAAAUAAAUUUUUAAGAAAAAGUAUAAAUCUUUUCAAAGAUAAAAAUAUUAACAAAAUAAAAGUUUUUUUUUCUUAUUAUAAACUUACUAUGAAUUUAAUAAUCCAAUCACAUAAAAUAAGAAUAAAAAUUAAACUAAGAAUUUCUUCAACUAUUAUAAUUUGUAAUCAACUAAUAUAAUUAUAACAGCAUUAUAAAUAUACAAAAUGUCUAAAUAUGAAGAUUUAAUGCAAGCUAUUGCAUGCCUGAGUAAAAAUAUUUGUAAUUUUCCAAUUGGAGCAGUCUCUAUAGAAGAUUUUAAACCAAUUGAAGAAAAAAUUAGAACUACUCGAGAGUCAUUGAAACAUUUAAAUGCCAAAUUAUUAUUACUUAAAGCACAGAAUGAAUACAAAAGAAAUGAAGAGUUGGAAGAAGAUACAGAAAAUAUAGUAACAAAUUUACAUGAAGCAACAGCAAAUUCUCUUAUAAAUAAUGCAGCAAUUAAAUUAUGUCUGCAUUCGUAUGGUAUACAAGCUAUUUUAAGAGGUGAAGAAGGUGAUCAUGAUAUGCAAAAAAAAAUUUAUGCAUGUAUGUGUAAACUUUUUGUUUUGAAUGAUAAUAUUUUGUCUAUAGAAAAAGAAAUAGAUAAUGCAUUAAAAAAGCAAUUGGAAUUAAAAAUUCAAUGUCGAAAUGCAUUAUUUGAAUAUAAAGAUUUUUUAAAGGAACAGGAGGAAUUACGCAACAAAAGAUUAGAAGAAACAAAUCCUCAGCAUGCAAUUAACAAAGAAACAAUAAAUAAAACAAUAGAAAAAAUUAAUAUGAUGAAAAAAUUAAUCGUAAAUUUUAUUGCUGCCUCAAGUCAUAUGUUAAAUGAACCAUUUUAUGUACAAAUGCUAGAAGAUCAUAGAGAAUUAGUUAAUUUUGAAACAAUUUUAAAAAUUUCUCAAAAUUCAGAAAUUACAAAUGAAAACACCUAAAUAUAUAAAAGAAAACAUUAUAAAUGAUAUUCUAUUCUUUAUUACUUUUGUACUUUAACUUGUACUAUGUUUUUAAUGGAACAAUUUUAUGUAAAUUUUAAUAAAAUAUAUUGUGUAAUCUUUUGAAAUAAUAA